ACAAGGGGGCGGAGUCUGCGGCAAAUUAACAAGCUGUGAGCUGCGGAUGAGAGCAGCAGAGACCUCAGUUAUCCAUCCAUCCUGCUUUACCUUACGCCCUUUGACGCUCUCCUGUGGUCUGCGCUGAGAUGUUGGUUCUGGAGGUUUCGAUUCUGCUUUUCCCCUUCCUGCUCUCCAUCCUGUUGCCGGGCUACGGUUGCUGGGCGGCGGACGUUCCAGAGGACACCACUUCGGAGUUUUCGGUCAGGCUGUACCACCGGCUGCAGGCGGCAGGGGGUCAGGAAAACAUCAUUUUUUCUCCACUGAGUGUGUCUGUUGCCCUCGGCAUGGUGGAGCUGGGAGCCCGGGGGGCUUCGCUGGAGGAGAUUCGAGAGGCUGUGGGAUUCAGUCACUUACUGCCUGGCGUGGAGUUCUCCUUGCUCCAGAACUUGACAGAGGCGCUCUCCGAUGAUGACGCCCACUACGUGAUCCGGUUUGCAAACAGCCUCUUCCUGCAGGAAGGCAUCAGCUUUAACCCGGACUUUCUGCACCUGAUGAAGAAAUACUUUCAGGCCGAAGUGGAAACUGUGGAUUUCAGCGAAUCUUCGGUGGUCGCCGAACAGAUCAACAACUGGGUGGAGAAUCACACAGAGAGCAAGAUUCGUUCACUGCUGUCAGCCGAGGAUUUCAGCAGCGUCACCCGUCUCACUCUGGUGAACGCCGUCUAUUUCCGAGGAUCCUGGAAAAACCAGUUCAGGCCAGAGAACACCAGAACCUUUUCCUUCAGCAGAGAUGAUGGCUCGGAGGUUCAGACCCUGAUGAUGUACCAGCAGGGAGACUUUUACUAUGGUGAAUUCAGUGACGGCUCCCAGGAGGCUGGCGGUGUGUACCAAGUCCUGGAGAUGCCCUAUGAGGGCGAGGACAUGUCCAUGAUGAUCGUAUUGCCCCGGCAGGAGGUUCCUCUGGCUUCCCUGGAGCCCAUCAUCAAAGCACCACUGCUGGAGGAGUGGGCAAACAACGUUAAACGACAGAAGGUGGAGGUGUACCUGCCUAGGUUUAAGGUGGAGCAGAAGAUUGAUCUGAGAACCAUCCUGCAGGACCUGGGAAUUACUAAAAUCUUCACCAAUGAUGCUGAUCUCUCCGCCAUGUCAGAUGGGAAGGACCUGUACAUUGGGAAGGCAGUGCAGAAGGCUUACCUGGAGGUGACGGAGGAAGGUUCAGAAGGAGCUGUUGGAUCUGGAAUGAUUGCCUUGACCAGGACUCUGGUGCUGAACCAGCAGGUCAUGGCGGAUCAUCCAUUCUUCUUUGUCAUCAGAAACAGAAGAACAGGCUCCAUUCUUUUCAUGGGCAGAGUCAUGACCCCCGAAGUCGUCGAGCCCUUCGACCACGACUUCGACUCCGUUUAGACGAGACGCGAGGCUGCGCUGUCAAUCAAAUCCUGACGUCAUAAAUGCUACCUAUUCUCUA
Molecule: messenger RNA, 1446 nt
Organism: Poecilia latipinna (sailfin molly)
Lineage: Eukaryota; Metazoa; Chordata; Actinopteri; Cyprinodontiformes; Poeciliidae
Gene: serpini1
Product: serpin peptidase inhibitor, clade I (neuroserpin), member 1
Exons: 9
Coding region: 129-1385 (418 amino acids)
Biological process (GO): negative regulation of endopeptidase activity
Molecular function (GO): serine-type endopeptidase inhibitor activity
Source: RefSeq, a predicted model, not a curated record